Messenger RNA from Oncorhynchus tshawytscha (Chinook salmon), 1787 nucleotides. Its product is annotated as polymerase delta-interacting protein 3-like. The record is from RefSeq and is a predicted model, not a curated record. Gene Ontology annotation, biological process: mRNA export from nucleus. Gene Ontology annotation, molecular function: mRNA binding. NCBI's taxonomy places the organism in Eukaryota, Metazoa, Chordata, Actinopteri, Salmoniformes, Salmonidae. Gene Ontology annotation, cellular component: nucleus.
UAGUCUCUUCUCGUUUUUCUCCGUCCAGUUACGAUCAUUCACGCGCUUGAGUUAAAGAAGAUGGAAGAUAUUUCUUUGGACGAAGUGAUACGUCGACGCGGUUUCAACAACAAAGAAACAGUUAAAAUGCCUAUGUUCGGCAGGGGUGCAGGAGGGUUCGGGAGGACCUUUGAUGCUCGACAGAAAAUUGGGAUGACGGAUGUCAGACAGAGACUUGGUGGAGGAGGGGGAACUGCUUUUCAAGUGAAGGAUGCCAGAGAGAAACGCCAGAAAGAUGCCCGCUUUCGAAUCCGUGGCGGAGGAGGAGCAAGUGGGGUCCAGGAUGCCCGACAGAUGAUCAACUCACGGAAAGGAGGACAGAAUACAUUUAAUGUUACCCCACAGAGUUUACAGCAGAUACCAGCAGCACAGCUACAGACACAUGUGCAGCAGAUACAGAUACACACUACCAAUGACAUUGCCAGUGCAAAUGCCAGGCAGUUUACCCCCAACCUACAAGGAAUGAACAUUAGAGCUGGGGUUACGCCACAGCUGGGGGGUGCACCUAAGAGGAUGAUGGAUGCUCGUGAUAGACUGAGCCUCAAGAGGAGCAUUGGAGCUCCACCAAGCCAAGGAAUGGCGGCACCCAUGAAGAUCACCAAAACCAUCCAGCAGCAAAGGCCGGUAGGGAUGUCAAGUGGGAUCCAUAUGAACAUGCCAAGCAGGGGUUCCCAGUCUUUCUCAGGUGAUGAUGAUAUCCCUAGCAAACAGAUGAAGACCACUACUGGCAACCAUAUGCUACAGUCACGGCCUGGCACCCUGGGCUGCCCUUUCACUAUGUCAGCCCCCAUCACUAAAGUAGUCAAAAACGAUGCGUACACCGCUCCUCGUCCCCCAGUGCCUGUGGCACCCACAAGGCCCAACCCUAGUGUAGGGGCCUCCCGCUCCUCUACUCUCGCCUUACAGCCCAUCUCCAGGACCCUCAGGCAGGCAGGGCCCACAGCGGAGACCAGCUCCCAGCCUCCUCCACCCCCACAGCCUACAUUCAGUCCUCUGGAGGGGACUAAGAUAACAGUGAAUAAUCUGCACCCCCGUGUCACUGAAGAGGACAUAGUGGAGCUGUUCUGUGUGUGCGGUGCCUUGAAGCGAGCGAGGCUGGUGAAGGUGGGGAUUGCUGAAGUGGUGUUUGUGAGGAAGGAGGAUGCUGUGAGUGCCUACAGGAAAUACAACAACCGCUGUCUGGAUGGCCAGCCCAUGAAGUGCAAUCUUCACACAGGGAAUGUCAUCACUUCAGACCAGCCCAUUCUUUUGAGGCUCAGUGACACUCCAGGCAGUGGAAGGAAAGAAGGCCUGCCCCUCUCUUUGUCUCGCCCAGGGGGUCGUCCAGCCUCCUCUCAGCCCACACCUGAGGUGGAUCCCCAGACCAUCCUCAAGGCCCUGUUCAAAUCUACUGUCCAGACCCCCUCUACCACAGAGUCUCCUGGUUCACAGUGCACAGCCUUCCGCAUUAAGAUAUAACUUUCUAGUACAUCCACACAACAAAUAAUACAUCCACCCUCCUGUUUGACAGAGACAUCUACUGACAUGAUCAAAUAGCAUGAUACUGUAUUUGUAUAACUUUGACAGAUCAUUGGCAGGUUGUAACAUCUAAAAUUAACACACUGAUGCCGUCGUCCAGAUUUUUAGGAAAGAAAAACAUUUGUAGCCGUGGCAUAUUACAUAGAUGCAUGUCUCAUAACGGACCAAUGUGAGGCAGUCUGAUUUGUUCAUUUAUUAUUUUAAUCAAAUUUGGUGGGGGAUAAACUGGA